CGCACAAAGCACAUGGGGGGAAUUGAUAUUUCAUGAUUUUUCAGUUACGUAGCUUCAAACAUGUCCAAAAUGAAAACUGUACUUCGAGGAGGAGCUAGUUUGGUGACUUAUCAACCAUUGUUCUCACCAGAUGGAAAGUAUCUGUUUUGUUGUUGCGGAGACACUGUGAAAGUAUUCAGCCUGGCGAGUGGAGAAUGUGUCCACAAUCUUACCAAGCACAAGCAGCUUGUCACCAGCAUCAAACUCCACCCAAGAAAUCCUCUCAAGAUCCUGACGUGUUCACUAGAUGGCUCUGUUAUCGAGUGGGACUACACUGAUGGAGUCGCUGUCAAGGUUCAUAAAGUUAAUUUCCCCAUCCAUGGAAUGUUGGUGCCUAGACAAAACAUUAUUCAAGGAAAGAAGGAGUUACAAAUUUAUGCAAUUAAACAAACACCUAAGCAAGGUUACCAAUUGGUCCAGUUGACCCUUCACCAUCACCAGAACACAGCCUCUAGUGCCAAAGCUAUUGUAGAUCAUGUGACUGGUUCUGAGAAGAUGAUUGGAUUAGGGUCUGACGAUGAAUACAUUGUGUCGUUGUUACCUAAAACAAUGAAAAUUUAUUCAUUCAAGACUCAACAAAAUGAAAAACACACAUUACCAUCAUCUGACCCAAAGCUCUAUGGUAAAUUCACAUGUGUUGCCUGCCACCCGCGUGAAUACUGCAUCGCCACAGGGUUAACCAGUGGGCGAAUCUGCCUAUGGUGGAACUUCGUCAAUUUAAAACAUGUGGUGACGACGUAUCAUCACUGGCAUUACCUGCCCGUCACAGAUCUCCGGUUCACACAAGAAGGUUCCUAUCUUUUGAGCGGUGGCCAUGAAUGUGUGUUGGUACGAUGGCAGAACAACAUGCAGCACAAGGACUUCAUGCCACGUCUGGGUGCACCAAUAAACCAUGUAACGUGUUCCCAUGACAACACAAUGUAUGUGACCUCGCACACAGACAAUGUGAUUCAAGUUAUGACACACACUUUAAAACGCGAACAGAACUUCCAAGGUCUUGCAAAGGGUCACCUCGGGCAUCCCACAAAAAAUCCCAUCCCAACUGGACUGUUGGUGGAUCCAAGAACCAAGGCGUUAGUACUAAACGGGAAACCAGGACAUUUACAGUUCUACCUGAUGCACUUGGAGAAGCAUUUGUAUAACUUAGAUAUAGUCGGCCAGAACUACAUCUCUCCGCCAGACCUCGAUAAGCCUAUUGUCGUGACGGAAGUUGAACAUGCCGCUUUUGAUCAGGAAGGCGACUGGUUGGUGACUGUUGAACGACGGGAUGAUGGAGAAACCGCCAUGGAAAUGAGGCUGAAGUUUUGGAUGUAUGACAAGAAAUCUCAAGGUUACAUUUUGAAUACAAAUGUUGAUCUGCCACACAAUCAGCCCAUCAACACGCUGAAACUUCGCCCAAAGUCAUUAGAAGAUGCUGCACCAAUGGCCGUUACAACAAGUGAUGACAGGAAAUUCAAAUUGUGGUGCUUAGUUGAUGACACAGAUAUAUACAGGAAAACCGUUUGCUGGAACUGUGAUUCGGUCGGUUACUAUCGAGACUAUCCUGCCCGGGCCGCAGAUUUCUCCAAAGAUGGAUCAUUGCUUGCGGUCUCUUUCAAAUUGACGUUAACCCUCUGGGACCCAGAUUCAAAUGCCCUGCGAACGAGAUUGGAUUGCUUGACAGGGACUGCAAUCAAGCAUGUCUUAUUCGGUCAAGAGGAAUCCUCGCACCUCUUGGUGGCAACAACUGAAACUAACUUGAUUGUUUGGAAUAUUUUGACUUGCACAGUGUAUUGGAGCAUUCCUCUUUCCAUCUCAGUCCUGAUUUGUAAUCCUGGAACUGAUUACAUGGCUGCAUUUACCAAGGAAAAGACAUUAUUUGUGUUCAGACCCCAACAUUCUAGUCCAGACUACACUCAGCAAGCCAUAUCCAAGCAUCCAGUCGUUCAUGCUGUUUUCCUCCCAAGAGAGAAACCUGUCGAGUCGGACAUCACCUGGCACCAGCAGACACAACUCUACUUCCUAGAUAAGAAACAGUCGUUAUUGUCUCUAAUAACUGAAGAAGAAGAAGCAUUAGCAUUGCCAGACAAAGUGGUUCCUAUGCAACAGAACUUGCCCCAGACGCCGUAUAGCCUGCUCAUGUCUCGUGAACGGAAAACUGGUGUGGAGGAAGUAGAGAGUAACGUUAUAAUGGGGACGAAGGGCGAGCCAGGUGCCGUGAUUCUCAACCAGCUUCUUCAUACACCGGCACAUGUGCUGCCACCUAUCAACACAUUAUGUAAGGACUUUGUGACAGCGCUGUUGAUAAGCAAGUCAGGGAGUAGGAAACCAAUACUGCAAGGCCAAGAUGAUGAUUCUAGUGAGAGUGAUCUUGAGGAAAGUGAUGAUUCAGACAUGGACACUGAAACAGUCAGCCAAACAAAGGAGACCUAUACACAAGAGACAGCUGUUGACUCGUCACAAACUGAUGCGGCGCAAUUAGAGACAGACAAAUUGUCAUAUUUUUUACCGAAUGAGUUCAGUUGGAUGAAAUCAGUCUUUUCAUGUUGAUGUGUAGUAAUAUGUCUUUCCUACAAUAAAAAUAUAUAAAUCCUUUUAAAAUGACUCAACCGCUCUCUGGCACAUCAAAGAGAGUUGCUGGUAAUUGGCCAAUAGCCUGAAUAGGUGUUGCACACUGGCCACCUAUCGGAUCUUAUACAUACAAAGGUAUAUAACAGAAGUUGGCUGUUGAUUUUCAAACAUGAAAAUUGUUAUUGCAUUAAAUCUGUCCGUGCAUACAAACAGUCCAAUUUGUGUAAUUUAUGAUUGAAACAGAUAACUCCUCAGCAAUAUUAUGUUGUUAAAACACUAAAACUCGUUCCUAGCCGUAGAUUGUGCUACGACCAAAUUCUGUUGUGGAAAAACAAAAAUGAUAUUGGCAGUGGCCACUUUAGUGCCACCACGUGGAGCCUAAUGGUAAUAAUUCGGCAUGUCUACAGUGUAUGUAGGAAUAGGAAGCCCAGAUGGAGAAGGGGUCCAAUAAGUUUUUAGGGUGUCUUCCUUGCCGAGAUGGUCCGCUGAUGUAGGUCUACCAUAAAUGUAACGUCAUCAACGAUAUAAUAAAUAAUAAUUUCAUCUUGCCAACAGCA
This is a messenger RNA of Lineus longissimus, 3146 nucleotides long. Its product is annotated as WD repeat-containing protein 75-like. Gene Ontology annotation, biological process: positive regulation of transcription by RNA polymerase I; positive regulation of rRNA processing. Gene Ontology annotation, cellular component: nucleolus. The coding region runs from base 61 to 2568 and encodes 835 amino acids. NCBI's taxonomy places the organism in Eukaryota, Metazoa, Nemertea, Pilidiophora, Heteronemertea, Lineidae. The transcript has 15 exons. Gene Ontology annotation, molecular function: protein binding; RNA binding. The record is from RefSeq and is a predicted model, not a curated record.